This is a messenger RNA of Penicillium verrucosum, 522 nucleotides long. Its product is annotated as CFEM domain-containing protein. The coding region runs from base 1 to 522 and encodes 173 amino acids. Lineage: Eukaryota; Fungi; Ascomycota; Eurotiomycetes; Eurotiales; Aspergillaceae. The record is from RefSeq and is a predicted model, not a curated record. The transcript is spliced from 3 exons.
AUGAAGUUCACCAUCACUUUCGCCGUGGCAGCUCUGUUGAGUACUGCCGCUGCUCAAGGUCUAAGCGAUCUACCCGACUGCUCGAAAUCCUGUGCUACAGGUUCAAUUCCCCAGAGCUGCGGCAUUGACUUCAAGUGCAUCUGCGAGGCCAAGUCCUUCCUGGACGAUGUCGCCUGCUGCAUUGCUGAUAAAUGCUCUAAGGCAGACCAGGAUACAACCAUCAAGGUCGCCAAGUCAAUCUGUGCCCGGGGUGGUGUGACCGAUCUGCCCACCGAAGUUGUCUGCUCGAGCAGCAAGUCGAGUUCCAGCUCUGAAACCAAGUCUGGCACUGAGACCGCCGGUGCGACUAAGACCUCGGAUUCGACUACUGUGACAGGUACCCAGGCUUCUACCACAGCUUCGGACAGUGCCUCGUCCGCCUCUGCUGCGGCGACUAGCUCUGGUGUCGCUCCUCCUACCCACAAGGAUUCUUCGCUCGUGGCCGCUGCUGGUGCUGCGGCGGCGUUCGCCAUUCUGAUUUAG